GCGGGAGUGAGGGAAAUUCGGUGUGGUGGUUCCACGCGACACGCCCCGCUCUGCAGUGUCGGGAGGACACGAAGUCCCAUUCCCCGCUGCCACGAUUUUUCUUUCAACCCCCCCAUUCAGUUCUGUUUCCGGCCAGUCCGUGGUGCCGGGCGGGGGUCGCGUCGAUAUGGAAAAGGGCGGUGAUGGAAAGAUGUGAUGGACGAGGGAGGAUCAACGCAGGAGGAGGGAGGAGGAAGAGGGAGAAAGACAUUUGGGGCAUGUGGCACGUGUGCGCUCAGAGCAGGAAGGGUGGGAAAAAGAGGGAGGAUGAAGAGGGAGAAGCAUGUUUGGGCCGAUCGAAACAAAGGAGGCAGCAUGAGGAGCACCGAGGACGAGGAGGAACAACGAAAAAGAGGAGGAGCGAGGGGACGAUGAGAAUGGAGGAAAGAGGAGGAGGAUGGAACAAAAGGAGAAAGAGGGACGAAAAGGAGGAGGACGAUAAGCAUGGCAGACGACGAGAAUUCAUGGAGGAGGGAAGAGGAUGUAGGAAGGAGGUUGGCAGGGGGAGGAGGACAUCACACAAGGGGGAGGAGGAGGUCGGAAGAGAGGUUGGAGGAGGUCGCACGAGGGGGAUGAGGAGGUCGCACAAGGAGGAGGAGGUUGUGCGAGGGGGGAGCGGACGUCGCGACAAGGAGGAGGAGGAGGUCAGAAGAGAGGUGCGAGGAGGUCAUGCGAGGGGGAAGCAGACAUCGCGACAAGGAGGAGGAGGAGGUCGUGCGAGGGGGAUGAGGAGGACUGCUUCUUCGUCUCAGUGGUAAUCCGAACUCGUCCUGAGCUUCAAGGCAAACCGGUCGCGGUUUGUCAUUCUAGCUCUGCAAAGGGAACUGGGGACAUUUCAUCUGCCAAUUAUGAAGCCCGCAAGUUCGGAAUAUCUGCUGGGAUGUAUGUGAGGAGUGCAAAAAAAUUAUGCCCUGAGUUAGUCAUCGUCCCUUACGAUUUUGAAGCCUAUGAAAAG
Molecule: messenger RNA, 994 nt
Organism: Chara braunii
Lineage: Eukaryota; Viridiplantae; Streptophyta; Charophyceae; Charales; Characeae
Source: the annotation of a GenBank genome assembly